GCAGACUCAUGCCCUAGGCAUCGCUGAGUGCAUUUGGCCGGGGGCUGCAGAUCUACGUCGAGUUGAAGGCACACAAGUCUCGAGGCCUGUAAUUAUUGGGCGCCUGUAUAUGAUCAUAGGAGGAUCGGAGAGAUCAGAGUCAGAGCCUGAUCGAGAUCCGCACAUCCCUGUGCAGCCAUGUCCAAACGGCGAGCAGAGAAGAUUGGCUCUCUCUUGUUCUGCCCAGACUGCGGAACUCUCCUUAACUUGCCGCGGGACGACGAGAACGAGGUCGCAUGUGAGCAGUGCGGACACAUCGAGCCUGCGAGCUCAUACGAAAAUAUCACCGUGAUCACCAGGUCGCAUCCUGAUGCUUUCCCGUCCGCGCUGAGGCAGAAGGGCAAGACCCAGACGAAGAUGCACGACAGCGAGGCGGCUCUGCUACUGGUCACCGAGAAGUGUCCAAGCUGUGGCCAUAUGGAAGCGUAUUCGAAGGAGAUGCAGCUUCGCAGUGCAGAUGAAGGUUCUACAAUCCUCUACACCUGCGCAAAAUGCAAACAUGGCUGGCGUGUUAACAACUGAGUGAGCAGCCCCGCAAUAUAAAAUCACACGAUCAACCCCGCCCUGGUUCCGCGUUGGCUGGUUCCGCGUUGGCUGGCCGGGGUAGGCACCGGCAAAAAGAUGCUACAGCACACUGGCAAGUUUUUAGCCUUGAGAUUGAUGUGCAGAGCAAAAAUUGUCUUUGCAAUUCACAAACUUUCAGGGCUUGCCGGAAUGUAGGACUUGCCAGAUUUAUAUGGCGAGGAAACACCCCCAGGAGGGCUAGACCCGACAGGGCAGCUUGGAACUAGAACAUGUAAUAGCUUGAAGCGUUUGGCUGCACGACAGCGUCCAAAGUCUUAUCGUCCCAUGCGUAGCCGUGAUUUAGCACAGCAAUAAUAACGUUACAAGAAUGUUUAUUCCCAUGGCUGCCUUUUUCUCGCCAGCGAAUGAUCAUGGGUGCAUAGUACGGAUGGCGUCCUUAAGCCGGGUAUUUUCGAAUGCGCUCUAUAAGUAGACACCGACGGAGCAGAAGAGAGCGACGACGCCGAAGCCGCCGAGGAUGCUGGCUGUGGACGCGACAGCGAGCUCUCGGAGUGGGACGGUCGCCUUUGGCAAUCUGUGGAGACAUGAGCGACGUGCCUCGUGCGCAAUGAGAAAGGAGCACCGCUGACGUGGAGAAAUAGAAUGCCAGUCCGAAGGUCGCAGUGAGGAGAACGAAAGCGAGGUAGGGCAGGAGCCCGACAGGGACAAUGGGGCUGAACGCCGGGAUUUGCCUGUGCAGCGACUGCAGACGGUAUAAGGUAUGUCAGGGGGCGGAGCAAGAGAGAGAACAUACGGAAACGGUGUCGUAGUCUGCCAUGCUGGGCGUGGAGAGAUGAGCGUAGACGACCAGGUCUGGAGCCCUAGC
Phanerochaete carnosa HHB-10118-sp is the source of this 1429-nucleotide messenger RNA. RefSeq lists its product as uncharacterized. Lineage: Eukaryota; Fungi; Basidiomycota; Agaricomycetes; Polyporales; Phanerochaetaceae. The coding region runs from base 178 to 561 and encodes 127 amino acids. Gene Ontology annotation, cellular component: RNA polymerase I complex. The record is from RefSeq and is a predicted model, not a curated record. The transcript is spliced from 5 exons. Gene Ontology annotation, biological process: DNA-templated transcription; termination of RNA polymerase I transcription. Gene Ontology annotation, molecular function: DNA-directed RNA polymerase activity; zinc ion binding; nucleic acid binding.